CAUUGGUACCUCGUACAUUUACAAAUCACGGUUACCGAUGUUAACGAUGAAUGCCCACAAUGGACAAUGCAGCCAGCACAGUUCUUGGCGGUUGUAUCACCUGUGGCCACAGCUGGAACAUACGUGUACAAGUUAGAUGCCACGGACAGAGAUGAAGGUGUGAAUGGAGAAGUGGAGUAUUUCCUAUUGGAAGGCGGAAGAGACAGAUUUACUGUUGACAGAAGCACCGGUUUGAUACAGACGACCGGGCAGAGUUUGGACGAGGGCGUAGAAUACCUUCUCACCGUGCAAGCGGCUGAUAAACUUGGAAAGAAAAGCUCGGCGGUUACAGUGUCAGUGAUUGCUGGCGAAAGGCCGCCACAGUUUCAAAACGCUUCGUAUACUGUGUACAUCCCAGAGAAUACCCCAGCAGGACACAUACUACUGACGGUCUCAGCAAUGUCGUAUCAGAACCGGUCCUUAAGGUACAGUUUGGUCACUAACCCGCACUACCUGUUCCGUCUCCACCACUUAAGUGGUGAGAUGGCAUUGACCCAGAGUGUGGACUUUGAGACGGAACCUAACCGGUUUCUGCUGCUGGUGAGAGCAAGUGAGGACCUGCACCCGCUAAACAGCACUGUGGAGGUUGUGGUGGUGAUUACAGACAUAAAUGAUUGCACCCCAGAAUUUCAGCAGACAAUCUACAGCCGUGACAGCGUCCCUGAGACCGUGCCGGUGGCAACCUCUCUCUUGCAAGUGACAGCCACUGACUGUGACUCCGCUAUGAAUGGGGAGUUUUCAUACUUCACUCUCAGCCCUGAUUUCAGCAUCUCCACUCAGGGCACCAUUAGCCCAGCAAGGAGCUUGGAUUACGAGAGGCCAAACCAUCUGUAUGAGUUUGUCAUCCUUGCAAUCGACAGCGGAGAGCCAUCAAACACGGGGACGGCCACAGUCAGGAUUCGCGUCUCCAAUGUGAACGACGAAGCCCCCAAAUUUUCUCAAGCAAUUUAUCGGACCUUUGUAUCGGAGGAUGCGACCCCCAAUACUUUGGUGGCCACGGUGCAGGCGUUCGAUCCCGAUGGAGACAGAGUCACUUAUGAAAUUUCAGAAGGAAAUAGGGAGGGAAAUUUUCUUAUUGAUCCUCAGAAAGGACUCAUCCGUCUUGGUUCCAGCCUCCGCCCCUGGCUCCAUGGGACAGAGUAUGCGCUCACUGUGACGGCCACAGACGACAAUUCUAGUGGCGGUCCUAGCAGCCUCACAAGCAAUGCGACUGUCCUCAUUCGAGUUGAUGACAUUAAUAACAAUAAGCCCAUCUUUUAUCAGUGUGCAGAUUAUAGCAAGAUCACCUCUGUCUUGGAAAACCAGCCCCCUGGAACAUUUGUUCUUCAAGUAGAGGCAAAAGAUGCCGACACCGGGGUGAAUGGACAGGUGAAGUACGGAAUUGUGCACAGAGAAGGCUUCCUGCCUGCCUUCACCAUCCACCCAGAUACAGGGAUCAUCACUACGCUCCAGAGUUUUGAUCGGGAGAAAGAGAAGGAAUAUCCCCUGACUAUCAAAGCCACAGACCAGGCCGCCGAUCCCCUCAUCGGCCUCUGUCAGAUCACCAUUGCUAUCCUCGACCAGAAUGACAACGACCCGAGCUUUGAAAACAACCGCUAUGAAUAUUUCCUGAAGGAAGACACGCCGGUGGGCACAAGCUUCCUGCGUAUUGCUGCGCAUGACGAGGACUAUGGCGUUAAUGCGGCACUCACUUACUCUGUGGCAGGUGACGAGCGGCCAUUCUUCCAGAUCAACAGGACAACAGGGUGGCUGUACGUCAGCCAGCUGGUAUUGCGGAAGUCUUUAAUAACACAAGAAGUCAUUGCGACGGAUGGAGGAAACCGGAGCACACGUGCGGAGGUAGUUGUACGGGUCACGGAUGCCCAGAAUCAGCCCCCAGUGUGGGAAAGAGAUCGAUAUGAAAUUGUCAUACCGGAGAAUACGCAGAGAGAUACGCCUGUUGUGGUUGUUAAAGCAACGUUACUUCAUGGGGACCCUCGGGUGACCUACAACUUGGAAGAGGGUCUGGUUCCGGAGAGCAACAUGCCCGUCCGCUUUUACCUGACCAUGAACCGGGAGGACGGCUCCGCCUCUGUGCUGGUGGCGGAAAACUUAGACUAUGAAACCACCAAGAAUUUCAUCCUGAAGAUCCGGGCCCAGAACGUGGCUCCUGUCCCUCUAGCCGCUUUCACUACAGUCUACAUGAACGUCACCGAUGUGAAUGAUAACGUCCCGUUCUUCAGCUCCUCCAUCUACGAGGCGUCGGUGACCGAAGGGUUGGAGUUGGGAACCUUUGUGCUUCAGGUGUCGGCAUCAGACCAGGACCUAGGUCUUAAUGGGGAGAUCACCUAUUCUAUCCUGGAAGAUCGCAGUGGGGACCACGCUCUGUUCCACAUAGAUCCCCAGACGGGCAACAUCUACACCGCCUCACUGUUCGACCGGGAGGUAAAGACUUCCUACUUACUGGAGGUGAAGUCUUCUGAUGGCUCUGAGUCCGCUCGCCCUGGAAAAUACGGACAGCCCAACUCCGACACGGCCUACGUGCGCAUUUUUAUCAGCGAUGUCAACGAUAACCAGCCGUCCUUCACUCAGCGCGCCUAUUAUGUGAGCGUGGACGAGGAUCAGGAUGUCGGAUCCGUCGUGGUUACCGUGAGCGCUAAUGACCCAGAUGAAGGCAUGAACGCCAACAUCCGGUAUCAAAUCACAGCAGGGAACGUUGGGGGGGUUCUGGAUGUGAACCCAGAAACAGGAUCCAUUUUGGUUGUCCACCCCCUGGAUUACGAAGGCGUGAAAGUUUAUGUCCUCACUCUGUUGGCGUCGGACGGGAAGUGGGAGGAUUACGCUACAGUGACCAUCAAUGUCUUAAAUCAAAAUGAUGAAGCUCCAGUCUUCUCUCUGAAUGAGUACCGAGGAAGUAUAUCAGAGGGACUGGCUGUGCUACCAACGUUCGUGCUGCAGGUUUCAGCCACUGAUCCAGAUCAUGAUGAACAGGGUGGUUUGAAGUACUCUCUUCAUGGAACCGGUGCCGAGAACAUAUUUACCAUCGAUGAGAAGACGGGAAGUAUCUUUGCGAUGGAGACCCUGGACCGUGAGGAACACUCAGUUUGGAGAUUUGUGGCACUGGCCACUGAUGGUGAAGGUGAUGGACUCACAGGCUUCACAGACGUAAUAAUUUAUGUACAGGACAUCAAUGAUAAUGCUCCCAAGUUCAUCUGUCCAUUAAACAUUUGCAAUGCUAGCGUGGUAGAACAUGCACCACCAAACACCUCAGUUAUGGAGAUGGCUGCCAUAGAUAUAGACGACAAAAAUCAAGGUCUAAAUGCCAUUUUAACCUACUCCAUAGUGCCUGAUCCAUUAAAUUUGUUGAGCUUAGAGAUGUUUGCCAUAAAUCACAGUACUGGCUCCAUUUAUACAGCCCAUGGUAAUCUUGAUAGAGAAGAGAAUGAUUCCUUCUUCAUUGUGGUUGAAGUUCGAGAUGGUGGUGGACUGUCCACCACUGGUACAGCAACAGUCACGAUAUUAGACAUUAAUGACAAUGCCCCAAAAUUUACUCAGGAUAUCUGGACUGCGGUCAUCUUGGAGUCCAGUGAAGUCAACUCUAAUGUCCUUCAAGUCUUUGCAACAGACAUGGAUAUUGGGGACAAUGCUUUGCUGACCUUUAGCAUCAUUGAUGGAGAUCCAGAUCAGAAGUUUUCCAUUGAGAACACUAGGAAAAAUCACCAGGCGGAAAUAAAACUGAAAAAAAGAUUGGAUUACGAGAACCCCCAAGAACGUUGGUUUAACCUCACAAUUAAGGUGGAAGAUCCAAAUUUCUCCAGCACUUCCCAGUGUCUGAUUGAAUUACAAGACUGCAAUGACCACUCUCCAGUCUUCAGUCCUUCACCGGUGCAAGUGGUCCCUUUUUAUGAAAAUAUAACCGUAGGGAGCAUAAUCACACAAGUCACCGCAUCUGAUGCCGAUUCUGGUAAAAAUGGACAAAUUACUUACAGUAUUAGACACGAUUCUGAUGUUCUUGGUGAAUUUGCUGUUGACCAAGUUGGCUCUAUUAUGGUAACAAAAUCCCUGGACCGAGAAGUCCUUUCUCAAUACACACUUGUCAUUUUGGCAACUGAUGAGGGUUCUCCGGCACAAACUGGCACAGUGACUGUGUUUCUUGACCUACUGGAUGUCAACGAUAAUGGGCCGAUGUUUGAGGGCAUCUAUAAACCUAUAGUUUGGGAGAAUGCACCCUGGCCCCAGACUAUACGCGUGAACGAGAGCUCAAGUUUAUUGCAUGCUGUCGAUCUGGACUCACCGGAGAAUGGCCCACCUUUUCAUUUCUCCCUGCCUACUGACCAACAGAAUUUUUUCGACUUCCUUGUGGUGGAUCAUGGAGAUAGCACAGCCUCAAUUCAGACCCAGAGAGGCUUUGAUAGAGAACAAGAGAAAGAGUUUCAUCUCCCUGUGAUUAUAACGGAUAGCGGGAGUCCACCGAUGAGUUCUACGAACAUGCUCACUAUAACCAUCAGUGAUGAGAAUGAUAAUGGUCACAAAGGAGGCCACAAGGAAAUCUACAUUUACACCAAUGCAGCGUCUCCUUCCCAGGUGGAGAUUGGAAAGGUCUUUGCUCCAGAUGAAGACGACUGGAAUAAUAAAACCUAUACAGCCGCCUCGGAGAUGCCUGCGCACUUUCUAUUGGACCAUACCACAGGGACUCUGCUGAUGGAGAACAGCGACCAAGGAACUUACAAUCUAACGGUCAACGUUUCAGACGGCAUUUGGCCAGAUGUUACAUCUACUGUGCAAAUUCAUGUAAAAGAUUUAACGAGCGAGGCCAUCUCCAGCUCCAUAUCUCUGGCACUAACAGACGUCACUGCCGAAGAGUUUAUACAGAGGGAUCAGCUAGGGGACACCAAAGCCGACCAACUGCGGAGGGUCCUGGCGGAAAUCGUCCCAGCUCAGCCGGCAAAUGUCCAGAUCUUCAGCCUGAACAGCGAAGAGCGAGUGACAGAACUGCGCCUGGCUGUCCUGGGUUCCUCCUCUUACUACAGAGCCGAGCGACUGCUGAGUGCCAUCGUCUCGCACAGGAACAAGAUCCAGGCAGCUGUGCAGACGGAGAUAUUCCCAGGAGGAGCAGACUUCUGCCUACGUGCAGUAUGUUUGAGGGGUGGCGGGUGCAGUAAACAUAGUGGAAUCGCAGACUCCCCAAAACUUGUAGAUGGGGGCAGCGCCUCUUUUGUUUCAAUCAUCCACAACUUGAGUGCAGCGUGCAGAUGUCCAUCGUAUGUCCGGGAUCGAAAUUUCUGCAACUCUUUGCCCCAAAACCCAUGUCUAAAUGGUGGAACUUGUGUAGAUGCUACUAGUGGAUACCGGUGUCACUGUGGGUCUCAGUUCAGUGGGCCCUUGUGUCAGCUGACUCUACGCCGUUUCCAUGGUGACGGAUACACCAUCUUUUCACCAAUGAGCGUUUGCUCGGACAGUCAUCUAUCUGUAGAAUUUAUAAGCGAUGAACCCAAUGGUACCUUAUUAUAUAAUGGACCUCUGUCCAAUCAGACGCCCGGAAAUGAAGAAUAUUUUAUGUCUGUCGAUGUUGUGCAGGGUGUACCCAGGCUGAGGAUUGGACAGAUCUAUGACACCCUACACUUACAGCUACCUGCGGCAGUAAAUGUGACGGACGGGAGCUGGCACCGGCUAGAUGUGAGACUGAAGAAAAAGGAAGUGACAUUCACUCUGGAUCGCUGCAGCUCAGUCGUUAUCAUGGAAAAGGAGGGAGUGGGGAAGAGUCUAUUAUCGGAGGAUCGCGGAGGCUGCGAAGUCCACGGACUGAUGACCCGGGCCUGGCGGCAUCGGAAUCCGCAUCAUGUUCUGCAGCUGGGCGGGAUAAAGGCGUCGGCCCCUCCGUCACACCUGCCGCUGGGACUGGCUGGUUUCAAAGGAUGUGUGCGGAAUCUUGUGGUCAGUAAGCAGGUGUAUGAUCUGGGGUCUCCUCUGGAGGGGGUCAGUAGCUCUCCCGGCUGUGCAGUCUGUGAUGCCAUCAGAUCACCCUCUAGCCUGUGCGAGACCCCAUCACGGUGUACUGGAGGAUCUGCUGCCCCCGGCUGUGACUGCCCUCCCGGAUCCAGCCAACAUGGCUGCCAUAAAGAUGUUAUGGAAUAUUUCUUCCAAUCUGGAAGUUUUAUCCAGUACAGGUUUCCUCGCCUGUUGCACCCACAGAGGACGCAUUUCCAGGCAAUGUUGAGAACACGUCAGUCCAACAGCAUUAUCCUGAGCCUGUCGUCCAGGGACCAAACGGAGUACAUCAUCCUGCAGGUGCUGCACGGGCUCCUGGCGGUGUCCUAUAACUUAGGCGAUGGCGAUUACUCAGUCACGCUCCCCAGUCACAGGAUUGAUUCCGGGGAGUGGACAGAUAUCAGUUUGGAGAGAGUACAAAAUGAAUUCACUCUCAGCGUGAACGGAGGAGGGGAACAUGAAGACAUCACCGCGACACACGGGACCUACAAGGAAAUUAAGGUGGAUCCAAACCGCAUCAUUCUCGGCAAUGGCAACCUGCAAGAGCUGAGUUUUCAGGGCUGCAUAAAAAACGCAAGGCUGAAUAACUACCGUGUUCCCAUGGAAAACCAGUCCAGCUCUCCUGUGUCUGUUAUAAAGAAACACGGAGUAAUGAAGGGUUGUGUGUCCGAGGUCUGCAAAAGUCACCCUUGCAGUCGGGGCUUUCUCUGUACAGAUCUAUGGAUGAUACAUGAAUGCAGGUGCCCCCCAGGAUACCUGCUAAUAGAGAAUAACACAGGCCAGUGGUGUAUGUACACUGUGUGCGUGCGGACUCCUUGUAAACAUGGCACUUGUGUACCGCGAUCUCCAGCUGAGUUUACCUGCCUAUGUUCUGAAGGAUACGUAGGAAGUAAUUGCGAUGUCAUUCUGCACAGCCUUGACCCGGGAUUUGGGCUCAUUACCUUCCUUAUAUGUAUCUGCUCCACUACACUGAUCGCUCUGAUUGCAGGAGCCGUGCUGUGCUCUCACUGCAACAAGAAGAGAAGACUAAAUGAAGGAGUCUACCAUGUUUCUGCUUAUGAGGAUCCAAAGGACACCCAGCAAAAUAUAUUUCACUACAAAGAGGAAGGAGGCGGAGAGGAAGAUCAGGACGCAUUCAGCAUGACAGAUCUCCAGCUGUCCCUUCGGAGAAGCCCCGGUCACUCUCUCUGCAGGACACGGAGGGAGCAGCACGUAAACGGCCCCUUAAGCUGCGAUUAUCAUACGUCUGACAGCCACAAGGCACCGUCACAACUGACCGCAUCAAGACUGAGCUGUUCUUUUACCAGCGGAGACUUUGGGCAGUAUUUCCACGACGUCUGUCAAGACGCUGUCUACAUGCACUCGUCGUGCGACAGCUUGAAGGUGUACGAUACGGAGGGAGCAGGGUCUAGCGCCGGCAGCCUCAGUACGCUGGCCUCAUCUGGAUUAGAAUCAGACUUGGAGUAUGAGGACGUGAGGGCAUGGGGGCCCAAGUUUAGUUAUCUCAGUAAACUCUACUCCUACACAGAGGAUGAUGACGCGCAGUGAGAUGUAUGGAACACGGGUACAGAGGAGACUUGUUAUGUCACACGCGUGUGCGCACACACGUACAUGUAUCAUCACUGAUGGCGCUUGCAGAAGGUUUUCUAGUAAUGAUGAAUAAUGUGUACAACCGUACAUACAGUGCUGAUGAGAGGAUCUUAGCUGUUACUCUGACGUGUGCAGCUGCAGCAAUGCUCCCUUGCCCACAGAGCUUACACUCAUAAGCAGACCAGGGGGUAUCAUAAAACAAGCACUGUGAGACUCUUCAGGACCUUUGUAAGGUGCGAUGACCCUAAAACGAUCCCCACGCACCCAGACACCUGUGUUUAUAUUUUGUAGUGCCCAUUCUCCUGCUCUCCGUGUGAUGUGUUAUCCUGUGUUACUUACAUUUUAUAUUACGUGUGUUUGAGGCUUUUAUGAAUGUUUGUUGGAAAUGACUAGUCAGUGUAACGUAGGCAUGAAUACAGGAGAGGAAAAGCAAUACUCACCACUGACUGUACCCGUCACUGGAGAGACACGGGAGUCACCGCUGUCCAUAGAUGGUUAUUAUACGUAGAGCUCUUUGGAGCUGUCCCUUCCCCUAUGUAACAAAAAUGCUAAUUCAGCCCCAAAAGGGAAAAACUCACAUUUUAUUGAGCAUUUCAGUGAUGAAGGGAAAACGGAUUAAUAAUGAGAUUCCCUUUACACUGUGUAUGAGCCACCCCCUGUGUACUGGAUACCCUCCAGCUGUGCGUCAUCCCCCUCCAGCCCAACAUGCAAAAUCUCUCCCCAACAACCUUAUUACAUACCCAGGACUGUCUGUGUGUCAAUGUGCCUUAUUCAUGCAUGCUGUACCAGGGUUUUACCUAUGCAUUGGGCAUUGGUAAAAUGCGGUUUUAUAUCUUUCCUAUCACUAGAUUAAUUUCAGAUGGAUGUUAUUAAAAAAUAAAUAAAAAUCAC
Pseudophryne corroboree (corroboree frog) is the source of this 8487-nucleotide messenger RNA. RefSeq names its product neural-cadherin-like. Gene Ontology annotation, biological process: homophilic cell-cell adhesion. The record is from RefSeq and is a predicted model, not a curated record. Lineage: Eukaryota; Metazoa; Chordata; Amphibia; Anura; Myobatrachidae. The transcript has 32 exons. Gene Ontology annotation, molecular function: calcium ion binding. Gene Ontology annotation, cellular component: plasma membrane; cell-cell junction. Bases 67 to 7554 code for a protein of 2495 amino acids.